Olea europaea var. sylvestris is the source of this 549-nucleotide messenger RNA. RefSeq names its product classical arabinogalactan protein 10-like. The transcript is spliced from 3 exons. The coding region runs from base 1 to 549 and encodes 182 amino acids. Lineage: Eukaryota; Viridiplantae; Streptophyta; Magnoliopsida; Lamiales; Oleaceae. The record is from RefSeq and is a predicted model, not a curated record.
AUGGCUAUUAAGAAAGAAUCUAAUUCCUCGUUGGAGAGGGAGAAGUCGAUCGACUUGGUUUUGUCUUGUUCAACUGUAUCUUGGCCGGUUAUUGAUAGUUCUGAUCGAUUCAUUAGUUUUCGCCUCCUUGUGAUUGGGAAGAAAGAAAUACACUAUACAGGUAAAAAAAUGGCUUACUCCGGUGUAGUGUUGGCUUUGAUUUUUUAUUUGGUGGCUGGAUCGGCUGUGGCUCAGGCUCCGGCAGCCUCGCCGACGGUCGCGCCGAAUGCUGCUCCCAUUGGUUCAGUGCCUAAACACGCUCCAACACCAUCUCCUUCCGGUGUCUCGACACCGGCCCCAACCACAGCUUCGCCUUCUGAGUCUCCUCUGUCUUCACCUCCUGCUCCUCCAGCUGGUGCUCCCACUGGAUCCACCGCUUCUCCGCCGUCCAUUGCUUCCGCUCCAGGCGGUGCUGCUCCUGGUUCCUCUCCCAACUCAGAUGCUUCGAGCAGAGUCGGAGUGGCUGGAUCUGCUGCCAUAUUGUUCUUCUUUGCCACGUUUUUGCAUUAG